Molecule: messenger RNA, 2280 nt
Organism: Ceratosolen solmsi marchali
Lineage: Eukaryota; Metazoa; Arthropoda; Insecta; Hymenoptera; Agaonidae
Gene: Tif-IA
Product: RNA polymerase I-specific transcription initiation factor RRN3 homolog Tif-IA
Exons: 9
Coding region: 160-1953 (597 amino acids)
Biological process (GO): transcription initiation at RNA polymerase I promoter
Cellular component (GO): nucleus
Molecular function (GO): RNA polymerase I general transcription initiation factor activity; RNA polymerase I core binding
Source: RefSeq, a predicted model, not a curated record
UCAUGUUGCCCGAUGCUUUAACUCCUAAUUUUUUUCAAAAACAUCGACAUAAAAAAAUUAAAUCUCAUUUCUUUAAUAUUUAUAAUAAUAAAAAGUUGAACAAUUUUUAUAGUUUAUUAAUUACAUAGUCACUUCAUCUCAGAAAUAAACAAUUUUAAGAUGUCAAUUGUAUCGUCGAGAGUUAGUAGUGUGUCAUCGAUAUUGAAAGGAUCUGGUGUAAGAUCCGCAUUAGUUGGUUCGCAAAAGAGAAUAUGCUUUAAAUUACCAACAAGUUUGAAAACAGUUUUAAUAAAUUAUCAAAAUGGUUGUGAUCGUCAAGCAUAUCAUGAUAUGAUUUGUAUACUUCGAGAUUCAAAUGUGAAGGACUAUGAAUUACUCGAACUUUUAAAAGAUCUUCAAGAGUGUAUGUCCCUACUGGGUCCCAUUCAUAAACUUCUAAUAGAAGUUUUACUUAAUAUAAAUUGGAUCAGUCGAUCUCCAGAAAUAAUAAUUAAUUUUAAAAAAUUUAUUGAAGACCUAAUGUGCAUGUGUAUCUAUCACUCAAAACUUGUAAUAGAUAAACUUGUUCUUCAAUUUAAAUUAAAUUACGAAGAUGCUUCCAAAUGGACAAAUGGACAAUGUCCUGAUAGCUAUCGAAACAAGAUUAGUCAUAUACACGAUUUAUUAAGAAAAUUUUUAAAAAUUAUACCAAUGUCAAGUGAUGUACUUGUACAAAGUCUCACGUCUCUCUAUCCUCAUAUUACAGAAGGGAUAAUAGUAACACAACAAUAUAUAUUUGCUUUACUUUAUAUAUUAAAUUAUGCUCCACAAUUAAGAAAAGAUAUACUUUCAUUAAUUAUACACAGAUUAGUAGCUUUGGAUGUAAGUGUUCCUCCGUCAGAAAUUCAACGAUAUGAAGAUGAGGAAAUGGAACAAGAUGAUGAAACAAUCUUCAAAUUGGAUGAUAAUACAGAAAAUAAUAGUAAGAAAUCUAGUAAUGUAGAGAUGAAACAUCCAAAUGCACAAUUAUUAGAUGUGUGUAUGGAGCAACUACUUGCAUAUGUGUAUGAAUGUUGCCAUGUCGAAUUAAACGUACAAAUUGACAUAUUAAAAAGCAUUUAUAAUGACUUAUUAUAUAUAUUUGAAAGAAUAAUCUUACCAACACAUGCAAGUCAUCAUGUUCAGUUUAUCAUGUUCUACCUUUGUAGUUUCAAACCAAUAAUAGCCGAGGCAUUUGUUAAAUGGUUGUGGUUAAAAGUAUCUAAUCCAAAUGUGGCUCCAAUUAUAAGGCAAUCGGCUGUAUUCUACAUUGCUAGUUUAUUAGCAAGAGCAAAUUAUAUAACACUUAACUUAAUUCAGGGCGUCCUGUCAGAAAUGUCAACAUGGAUUCAUAGUUAUAUCAGUUCACAAGAUAGUUUAGAAUGUGCUAAUAGUGAUGUUAGAGUACACACAGUUUUCUAUUCUGUAUGCCAAGCUAUGUUUUAUUUAUUAGCUUUUAGACAUAAGGAUAUAAUAGAUGGAAAGAGAAAUCUUUUGUUCUUGCAAGGGCUUCAUCUUACGAAAAUUGUCACAUGCAGGUUAAAUCCGUUAAGAGUUUGUCAACCAGCAGUCAUUCAAAAUUUUGCCACUGUUACGAGAAAAUAUCAGUUGGCUUAUUGUUACACAAUUAUUGAAAGAAAUUCACGUAGUAGUUUACCAGUACUUCAAAGUACAAACCGCUUCUUUAAUUUAUUAGAUACAUUUUUUCCAUUUGAUCCAUAUUUGUUAAUAUCUAGUGAUCAUAGAAUAAUGCCUAUAUAUAAUAAUAGUCAGGCCACUAUGGGCAAUACUACAGAUUCCUACACCUCAGUAAAAAAAACAGAAUGCGACGAAGACGAUUUCAUGGACGAUAAUUUCUCCCCUCCAAGUUUAGAGUCGCGUAAUUCUUUGGAUAAAUUUUCUUACAGCACUUCACCAGGUUUUAUUUGUACGUGAUUACAUGUGAUAUUUCAGAUUUUAGUAGAAAUAUUUUGAAAGUAACAAUUCAUCUAUUGCCAUAUUUCAUCUGAUUAUGUACAUAAUGGCAAAAUUUGAAUACGCAUCUAUAAAAGAGGUAAUUGUCCUGGAAUGGAGUUAAUUGUAUUGCCAUUUCUCCAGGUUCUAUUUAAAUCUCGAUCAGGAACCCCAAAUAGUACAUAACCAAAUCCAUUAAGCACAACUCUGUACUAUAAUUGGAAACAAAAUUUUUAUAAACGUCAAUCAACUUAUUCAAUGGCAUAUACCCAUGUUUUGUAAAUAAAUAUUAUCAAUUUUAUACUUCAA